Molecule: messenger RNA, 1161 nt
Organism: Durio zibethinus
Lineage: Eukaryota; Viridiplantae; Streptophyta; Magnoliopsida; Malvales; Malvaceae
Product: phosphatidylinositol:ceramide inositolphosphotransferase 3-like
Biological process (GO): ceramide biosynthetic process
Cellular component (GO): trans-Golgi network; endoplasmic reticulum membrane; plasma membrane
Molecular function (GO): sphingomyelin synthase activity; ceramide cholinephosphotransferase activity; inositol phosphoceramide synthase activity
Source: RefSeq, a predicted model, not a curated record
ACAUAUUUUUUAAUCGUUAAUGUGGAUAUUUAAAUGCGAUAAAAAUUUUUACUUUAAUUGCAAUUUUUGACGAAAUGCCGCUUUACGUUGAUCGUGAGGCUCCUAAGCUAUGGAGGAAGAUUUACACAGAAGCUUGGAUAGAGAUUUCACUUCUUGCAGAGAAUUGGAAGCUUAUUCUUGCUGGACUUGCUUUUCAGUACAUUCAUGGAUUGGCUGCCCAUGGAGUUCAUUACCUACACCGGCCAGGAGCGACACUACAGGAUGUUGGGUUCUUUCUUCUUCCUGAACUUGGUCACGACAAAUUUUAUGUCAGUGAGACUUUGUUCACCUUCAUUUUUUGUUCCUUUGUUUUGUGGACUUUUCAUCCCUUUGUGCUCCAGAGCAAAAGAAUAUACACUGUUCUGAUAUGGUGUAGGGUUCUUGCUUAUUUAGUUGUUUCUCAGUGUCUCCGCAUCGUAACCUUCUAUUCAACGCAGCUUCCAGGUCCAAACUAUCAUUGUCGUGAGGGCUCAAAACUUGCCAGGUUACCCCCUCCAAAGAGUUUUCUCGAAGUCUUCUUGAUCAACUUUCCCCAAGGUGCUAUAUAUGGCUGUGGUGAUUUGAUAUUUUCGUCACACAUGAUUUUCACCUUAGUAUUUGUCCGCACAUAUCAAAGAUAUGGCACAAGAAGAUGCAUAAAACAGUUUGCUUGGCUACUAGCUGUGGUUCAGAGCCUCCUGAUUAUAGCAUCUCGCAAACAUUACACAGUUGACAUUGUUGUUGCAUGGUAUACUGUAAAUUUGGUAGCAUUCUUUCUCGACAUGAAAUUGCCAGAACUGCCUGACCGAUCAAGUGGAUCCACAGCUCCACCUCUACUUCCUUUGAGCACUAGAAAUAAGGAUGGCAAGAACAAGGAAGAACACCAGAAUUUACUUAAUGUGAAUUCUUUGGCAACUACAAGCUCAGUAUGAAAUAUCAGCAAAGAGGUAUAUGGAGGCUGGCUAGAUGCUUUUAAUCAGGUUUUAGAAAAUAGAAUUCCAUGUACAGAAAUAGGUUAUUAAUGAAUCACAAGAUUCAAGUUAGGUACACUGAUAAAUGGCAAUUAGAUGUCAGCACAAGCUGAAGAUAGCUUGAGGCUGUUGCACGAUUGGGCUUGUAAACAAAUUUCAAGUCCAAAACCAA